UUAGGAAAUUCUCGGUUCUAAAGUAACUUAUAGCUUUGACUUGGAUGCUGUUAACAUUUCUCCUUUAUCAGUACUUAAUUUGAGCAGCACUGUGAUGGUUCCAAUGGACGGCGAAGGUCAGCCACCAGAUCAGAAUGACGAGUCAGAACCUAUUUUCCGAGAGCAGCUACCGAGCCUUCAUUCAGCCAUGCUUAAACGCAUCCAAUCGAUAUGUACCACAUCAACGGUGAAAAGACGUAUCCACGUGCUCCAAUGGUUACCCAAGUAUCGAGUAAGCUAUAUCGCUUCGGAUAUCAUCGCCGGAGUCACGGUCACGUUAACGGCCAUUCCACAAAGCAUAGCCUAUGGAAUCCUCGCGAACUUACAACCGCAGGACGGGAUCAACUCCAACAUGGUAGGAUGUUUCGUGUACUUUCUGUUCGGGAGCGUCAAGGAUGUCACAGUGGCACCAACCUCGAUCAUGGCUAUCAUGAUUCAAGGGUAUGUUACGAAGCUCGGACCGGGCGUAUCCUUGCUGACGUUGAUGGCUGGUGGUGUAACGUUCCUGUUUGGCUUGCUCAACCUAGGAUUCUUGAUGCGGUUCAUCUCAAUGCCGGUCAUUACAGGUUUUACGACGGCUGCUUGCUUGACGAUCGGUAGUACACAGCUUCGAUCGCUGUUUGGGAUCAGCACUAAAGGAAAAAGCAGUGAUUUUGUAGAUGCUUGGGAAAAUGUAAUCCAAAACGUCGGUGAGACUCGGCUGUGGGAUGCAUUGCUGGGGUUUGGUUCGAUCGCUUUCCUAUUGGUACUUAGACUUACCAAAGACAGCGGCUCCGACAACCGCUGGAAAACUUUCUUCAAAUAUCUCGCUCUAACCCGUAACGCAAUGGUCGUAACCAUUGGAGCAUCAAUAGCCUACGGCUUUUCAAUCAACGGAACUCAACCGUUCAUUCUUACUGGCCACGUGGCAGCCGGCGUUCCACCUUUCCGUAUUCCACCACUAUCCGUAACGAACAAUGGAACUUACUACUCCUUCUCCGACAUGAUCUCCAUAAUGGGAUCAUCGAUUGUAACAAUUCCAUUGGUAUCCACACUUGAGAUCAUAUCCAUCGGCAAGGCCUUCUCCAAAGAUAAAAUCGUAGAUGCCACCCAGGAAAUGCUUGCCCUUGGUUUGUGUAACAUGGCGGUGGCAUUUUUUUCACCACUUCCCGUCGCGGGGUCAUUCACGCGAACUGCCAUUAACAACAGUAGCGGGGUCAAGACCUCCCUUGGAUGUGCCGUAACGGCCGCAAUGCUCUUCCUAGCUAUGGCAGCCCUGGCGGAUGCGUUUUGCUACAUUCCAAAAGCCACACUCGCGUCGGUGGUAAUUACGGCCAUGAUCUUCAUGGUCGACUACAACGGAAUGGCGGAGAUCUGGCGAGUCAAGAAGCUGGACAUGGUUCCAUUUCUAGGCACGGUGAUUGCUUGUCUCUUUUUUGGACUGGAUAAGGGCAUUCUGAUUGGCAUCGCAAUGAACUGCUGCCAUUUAUUGUACCACAUAUCGACACCCAGGAUCGAAUUCCACUUAUCGCUGGUGGAAGACAUUCGGGUUCUUUUGGUACGACCUGCAAUGGAUUUGACCUUUUCUUCGGCGGAAUAUAUGCGCGAUUGUGUCGUAAAGACAGUCAAAAAUACUUGUGAAAAUCCUGUCGAUUUGGUCGUUUUGGAUGGCAGCAGGGUGAACUAUGUGGACACGACAGCAGUGAAGAAUUUGGCAGGCGUGGAGUCCGAUUUACGAUCGAAAGAUGUAGGAUUGGUGAUUUGGAGGUGGAAAAGGAGUACGGCUGGAGGAUUGGUGCGACUCGGAGACAAAUUUCGAGCUUUGUUGAGCAAUGAUGGAGAUUUAAAUGAGGUGGUGCUGAAUUGGAAGACACCCACCGAAGGCUUGUUGCAGAGAUGUCACUGAUUUAUAAGCGAAUAAUAUCAUCUUGA
Molecule: messenger RNA, 1950 nt
Organism: Armigeres subalbatus
Lineage: Eukaryota; Metazoa; Arthropoda; Insecta; Diptera; Culicidae
Product: sodium-independent sulfate anion transporter-like
Exons: 3
Coding region: 95-1924 (609 amino acids)
Biological process (GO): transmembrane transport
Cellular component (GO): plasma membrane
Molecular function (GO): sulfate transmembrane transporter activity
Source: RefSeq, a predicted model, not a curated record